UUUUUUUUUUUUUUAAGUAAAUUGAGUUUUACAUGACUACAGACUUGACGUCUUUUAUUCAAGUUUUUUAGUGAUUUUUACUCUAAAAAAAAAAAUUAUUUUCGUUAAUGACUCAAAGCUAUUUUUGUAAUUUUUGUUAUCAUUUUUUGAGUUAUUUUUAAAACUCAAGUAUUUAUUGUUGUAUUAAUUAAAAUUAUAUAGACUUAAUAAAUUAGCAAUUUGUUUAUAAAUAGAAGAAAUAAAUAAAUAUUUAUAAAAAAUGCCUGUUUUUCAUACAAAAACUAUCGAAAGCAUCCUCGAGCCUGUAGCACAGCAGGUUUCGAGACUUGUUAUUCUUCAUGAAGAAGCUGAAGAUGGAAAUGCCAUGCCAGAUUUGGAACGGCCUGUUUAUGCCGUCAGCAUGGCCGUUACAAAUCUUGUUAAAGUCGGAAAAGAAACAAUCAAUUCUUCGGACGAUGCAUUGCUUAAACAAGAUAUGCCAGCUGCACUUCAACGUGUUGAAGGUGCAUCAAGACUUCUUGAAGAAGCAUCUGCUCUACUGAAACACGAUCCAUACUCUGGACCUGCUAGAAAAAAACUUAUUGAAGGUUCGCGAGGUAUUCUUCAAGGUACUAGUUCUUUGCUGUUGUGCUUCGACGAAAGCGAAGUGCGUAAAAUAAUUAGAGAAUGUAAAAGAGUUUUGGAUUAUUUGGCUGUUACUGAAGUAAUUGAAACAAUGGAAGAUCUGGUACAUUUUUUAAAAAAUCUCAGCCCCUGUUUAAGUAAAGUUUCACGUGAAGUAGGUGCAAGAGAAAAAGAGUUGACUCAUCAAGUUCACCGUGAAAUUUUAAUACGAUGUUUAGAUCAAGUUAAAACUUUGGCACCAAUUUUAAUCUGUUCAAUGAAAAUUUUUAUUCAUAUAAUAUCUCAGGGUGGUAGAGGUGCUGAAGAAGCUGCAGAAAAUCGUAAUUAUCUUUCUAGCCGUAUGUCAGAUGAACUAAAUGAAAUAAUACGUGUACUUCAAUUGACAACUUAUGACGAGGAGGAAUGGGAUGCUGAUCAAUUAACGGUAUUAAAAAAAGCUCAGAGUGCCAUAGAGUCUCGUGUAAGAACAGCUCAUGAUUGGUUAGACGAUGGUAGAGCAAUGCAAGGCGGAGUUGGUGAAAAAAGUCUGCGACAAAUUAUCGAACAAGCAAAUAAACUUGCUGAUCGUUAUCUUUCGCCGUCACAGUCUGAUGCUAUGUCUAAACUAGCAUCUCAAUUAGUAACAAUGACUAAUGCGCUUUGUGAAUUACGCCAGGAUGGAAAAGGAACAACUGUACAAGCAGAAUCACUUGCUCGAGGAAUUAAAGAAAAGCUUAAUGAACUUCGUUCCUCUGUAGCAUCGGCAAUCGUUGCAGCUGAUAAAUCAGGAACAGCUCAAACUGCUCAUACUGUUGCUGGUCGACUAGAGCAAGCUAAUAAGUGGCUUUUAAAUCCCCAACAUGAUGACAAAGGACUCGGACAACGUGCCAUAGCUAUGAUUAUUCAUGAAGGAAAAAAAGUUGCUGAAGGCCUUCCAGGUAUUCAUAAAGCGGAAAUCCUACAGCUUUGCGAUGAAGUAGAGAAUUUAUCGCGUCAAUUAGCUGAUAUGUGUGCUUAUGGUCAAGGAAAUACACCACGUGCACAAGAAAUAGCACGGCAAUUAUCACAAAAACUUUACGAAUUAAAAAAUCGUAUUCAACAAGCAGUUGUAUCACGUGUAGUUGAAGAUUUUAUUGAUAUUACAACACCACUGAAACAAUUUACCGAUGCUGUUUUAAUUCCCGAAGGCACACCAGGACGUGAACAAAAUUUCAAUGAUAAAACUCAUGCACUUCAAAUAUUUUCAAAUCGUGCUGUUAAAACAGCGCGUAUGGUAGCCGCUGGUGGCAGUAGUGGAAAUAAAAAAUUAGCUGAAGCAUUAUUAAAUAGUGCUUCUCAAGUUGAAUCAUUAACACCACAGUUAGUUAAUGCUGGACGUAUUAGAAUGAGUUAUCCAGAAAGUAAAGCUGCUGAUGAACACUUUGAAAAUUUACGUCAACAGUAUGCAGAGACAAUGCAGCGAACAAGAGCACUUUGUGAUGAAGCUACUGAUAGUGCUGAUUUUAUUCGUACAUCUGAAGAACAAAUGCAGAAACAUACUUUCCUUUGUGAGGAAGCUAUUGCUAAACAACAUCCACAAAAAAUGGUUGAUAAUACUGCCGCAAUUGCUCGUUUAGCUAAUCGAGUUAUUCUUGUUGCUAAACAAGAGAGUGACAAUAGUGAAGAUCUUUCAUUUAUUCAACGAGUUAAUCAAGCUGCUGAUGUUCUUCAGCACUGUGUGACACCUAUGGUGCAAGAUGCUAAAGCUGUUGCUAUGAAUAUUACCGAUGCUCCGUCUAUUUCACAUUGGAGAGAAAGCAAUCGUGCUCUGCUAAAUAGCGUAGGACAAGUUCGCAAAGCUCUGCAUCUUGAUCAAAGAACUUCUCCUGAUAUUUCACAGCUGCGAAUUAGCGAUGAAGAUAAAGUGCCCCUACCUCGGCACACUUACUUUACAGAUAAAGUCGGUGAACCUUUGAAGAAUCAGCCGUCACCCAGCAAUUUGGGCGCGGUCAGCCCUACAUUUAAUACUGGCAAACCGCAACAUCGUUCCAUCAGUCCUUUGCCUAAAUGGGCACGUGGAGGAGAUAAUCCAGACCUACUAUACCAGGAACUUGCCCCUGAGAACAACUUUGAGAAAACGGCUCAAGCCGGAGAAAUGGUACCACCAAGACCUCCAUUACCAGGUGGAGAGAUAGCACCUCCAAGACCACCACCACCAGAGACUGAUGAUGAAGAUGAAAUGUUUAUGCAUGCACCUCAACCAAAUCAACCUAUCAUGAUGGCAGCUCAUGGUCUCCAUCAAGAAGUUCGUCAAUGGUCUAGCAAAGAUAAUGAUAUCAUUGCUGCUGCUAAAAAAAUGGCUAUUUUAAUGGCUCGUCUUUCUGGUUUAGUUCGAGGUGAAGGUGGUAAUAAACGUGAUUUGAUUGCUUGUGCUAAAGCUAUUGCUGAAGCAUCACAAGAAGUUACUCGUUUAGCUAAAGAAUUAGCUCGAGAAUGCACAGACAAACGUAUUCGCACGAACUUACUUCAAGUAUGUGAAAGAAUCCCGACAAUAGGAACUCAAUUGAAGAUCUUAUCAACUGUAAAAGCAACAAUGCUUGGUGCUCAAGGUACGGAAGAGGAUCAAGAAGCAACAGAUAUGCUGGUCGGAAACGCUCAAAAUCUUAUGCAAAGUGUUAAAGAGACAGUGAGAGCUGCAGAGUGUGCAAGCAUCAAGAUUCGUACCGCGUCUGGAAUGAAAUUACGCUGGGUGCGCCGUCAACCUUGGUACCAAUAUUAGAUUUGUGACACAAUUAUGUCGUAGAUUCGCUUCUGAGUUUUAUUUACCUCUGACAAAAUUUUUGUUUCGAAUCAGUCGUGGACAUGUGGUUUUAACUACAUAGACAGUUUGCCGUAGUACAGUAAUGUACUAGUGGCUUACGUUUAUUAACCCAAUUAAAUUUUUAUCACCACAUAGAUUACUUUCAGUUUAAUUAAUUCUUUAAAAAGUUAAAUUUAUAAAAUUUCUAAUAUACUUUUAUAAUUACUAAAUUGUUUAUUAAUUAUAUAAUAAUAUUAAUAAUAAUAAUUGUUGUAAUCACUGCAAAAUAGUUAAGUUUAAUCAUUUUUUCGGAUGUCAGGGUCCAUAACAUUAUUACACAUAAGAAUUAUUCUUAUUGUUCAGUACGAUUAUAUUGAAAAAUUUUUUUUCUCUCAUUUAUGAGAAAAAGACUUGAUUAAUUGUUUCGUCCAUUAUAAGAAAAAUUACAACUAAUAUUAUUUCUACAUAAUUGUAUCGUAUUGUAUUAAAAAUAAGUUGACGUCAUUUUAUUGUUUUUGCUAAUCAUAUUGUCAUUUUAUAUAAAUAUACAUUGGGAUAAAUCAUUUAAAUUAUUUAAAUACAAUACAUCGGCUUGUUGUGAGUUAAUCAACUAAAAAUAUUUUUUAAAUAUUUUAUAAAAAUAAGUCUAAACCCUUUUUACAGGCUUGGAUUAAAUUUUAUCGUACUGAAUAAACAGACAAUUUGAAAAAUGUAUCAUGUAAAUUUUUAAAUUAUAUUCAUGUGCAAUUUUCUGAAAUAAUAUUUUUUGUAUGAUAAUGAAAAAUAUUGGCCUUGAUAGUAAAUUAUUAAUAUUUUUGUAAGGUCCAGUGCAAUAACGUUGAUAAAUGUAGUGUUACAAUAUGUAUACUUUUUGCGAUGGUUUUUUUUAUAAUUCAAUGGUGCUAAAAAAUAUUAAAAUGUUAAAUUAGAGUAAAUAAAAUAAUUUUUUUAGAAUGUAAAUGCAAUAAUGUUUUUGAAAUAAGUUUCGAUUUAGAUAAAAAAAUAAAAAUAAAAGAGAUAACAAUAUAAUUUUUGUAACUUUUAGUACAUUAACUACUUUAAUUUUAAGCGUAAUAUUUUUAAAACAAAACGUAACAUAAAAUUUAACUAAAAUUUCUUAAAUGUCUUAAUAAAUAAUUUUUUUGUAAACUA
Microplitis demolitor is the source of this 4534-nucleotide messenger RNA. RefSeq names its product vinculin (gene Vinc). The coding region runs from base 260 to 3361 and encodes 1033 amino acids. The record is from RefSeq and is a predicted model, not a curated record. Gene Ontology annotation, cellular component: actin cytoskeleton. Lineage: Eukaryota; Metazoa; Arthropoda; Insecta; Hymenoptera; Braconidae. Gene Ontology annotation, biological process: cell adhesion. Gene Ontology annotation, molecular function: structural molecule activity; actin filament binding. The transcript is spliced from 14 exons.